Molecule: messenger RNA, 915 nt
Organism: Postia placenta MAD-698-R-SB12
Lineage: Eukaryota; Fungi; Basidiomycota; Agaricomycetes; Polyporales; Adustoporiaceae
Exons: 4
Coding region: 1-915 (304 amino acids)
Source: RefSeq, a predicted model, not a curated record
AUGCAUGCUGGCUGGGCUGGCUGGGCGGUCUGCAAAAAGCGCCGAUCGGCCGAACGCCACGGCGUCGUCAUACAUACCCAGAUCGUUUCCCGCGAACCAUCGGACGCUCAGCUGGUGUACACAACGGCGGAUGUAUCGACGUCUCUACACACGGGCGGGCGCGGGCGCAAGCGCGGCAGACAUCUGACGCGCAGAGGUGCGGCGCUGGUAAUCGAUAAACUAGAAGGAUGUGCUAAGAUACGCAUGGACGGGACGGGGACGGGGACGGGGACGACGAUGAACAAAAGGGGAUGGGGGAUAGUGUGGCUCGGAACGCUCUAUCGUGGUGGAUGGAUGAGCAUGCAGACAUUCGAUGCAAGGAAGAGAAUGAGAGGAGAGGCGCCGGACGGCCUCGGCGUAGUCGACCCACUCGCGCCGGCGCUCCUUGCUCUCGAGCCACUCGGCGUCGAGGUCGGCGACGUCGAGCUCGUAGAAGUGGUAGGUCGACGACGCGGAGGGGAUGGUGGUGACGAAUCGGGUAAUCUUGCCGCGUACGCCCGCUGGAAGAAAAUGCGCGGCGUGGCGCGGAGAAGACGGUCAGGAGAAGGGACAGAGGCAGAAAUGCGGGGUCACUCACAAACCCAGUUAUUUGGCCUCUUGCGACUGGUGAUGACCAGCACCUUGUUGGCGGACCUGGCAAUGGGGAUGGCGCAGCAGACGACGCGGGGCGUGGAGCGGCCUUUAUUGCUCAUUGUAAAGCAGGCGGACGGGGCGCAGAGCGUGGCGACGUGGAGCUGGCGAGCUGGCGAGACGAGAGAGCUCAGAGAUGGCGCGUACUGGAGCGUGGAUGUUGUUUGCACGAGGAAGUGUAAGCCGCGUGCCGGUUUCAGGGACGCCGACGUGUGGGCCCGGCUGGCAACUAGGGGUUGGACGUAA